Auanema sp. JU1783 is the source of this 106-nucleotide messenger RNA. The record is from the annotation of a GenBank genome assembly. Lineage: Eukaryota; Metazoa; Nematoda; Chromadorea; Rhabditida; Rhabditidae.
UGCCUGGGCGGUUUGGUUUGCUCGUUUCCAGAAGAUUUUCACUGGCUUGAACGCUUGUGUUAGAUAUAUGAAGCUUCAUCCAUUACAAAGUCUUAUGUAUCUAUGA